GGGAAUUAUACUCAAAGAUUAUACAAUAUUAUUUUGUUAAUAUUGUCUUGGUUUUUAUUUGUUUAAUUUUUUGUUUAAAUUAUUGAAGUGAUAGUAUUAAAAUUUGUGUUUGUUGAAAAAACCAAUGUGUAAAAUUAAUGUAUAAUAUUUUUAUUUUGUAAAUUCCUGAUGUGUGACUCGUCUUUAGAUUCCUCUUGUUUAUCUCCUUUAGAGAAACAUAUAAACGACAAGAAGCUUACUAUUGACCUUCUCAAGAUCUCUGAUAACUCUUACGUCGGAUUCAGAGAAGAUGAAUUAAACCAAUUGACGUCCUUUUUGUCAAAAUGUAUUGAGGAUAAAAAGGGAGGCGGAAUGUUUAUAUUUGGGCUCUGUGGAACCGGAAAAACGACAACAGUUGAGUAUGCUCUAAAAAAUCUGACUUCCGGUAAGAAAGGAGUUAAAAGUGCUUUUUUAAAGGGCAGUAACUACACUUCAAUGAAGUCUUUUAAGAAUGAUUUUUACCAGAAAGUGCUUGGUUUCUCAGCCGAAAAAGCUCAUAAAACUCUAAAUCUAGCCUCUCAAGGCAGAGUUCAAGAUUAUUCCAAAUUCUGUGAUCAUCUCAUCCAGCACUUUCAGUCACAAAGAUCUCUCAAAAUAUGUUUGAUUGAUGAAGUGGACUAUUUGAGCAGUUUCACUUCAAACUUUAAGAGUUACGACAAGUCAAAUUGGCUGGUUCAGGCUCUUUUCAAGGCUUCUUGUUCCCCCAAGAGCAAGGUUGUGGUGCUGGCCAUCUCAAAUAACUUGGAGUUUGCCAGCAAGAUCAAGACUGAGAACUGUGAACGCAUGCUAUUUAAGCCCUAUAACGAGGACCAAAUGGUCAAUAUUGUUAUGGAAAAACUGAAGUCACUCAAUGAAAACUCACAAGUUCUGAAUAAAACUUCCUUGUUACUAAUAGCAAGACGUGUUGCAAACACUUCUGGUGACUGUAGAACUUAUCUGGACUCGUUCAUAAGGGCACUUUCUAGUAGUUUGAGUGAUAUUGAGAAAGACUACGUGUCAGUAGAAUCAUUCGGAUCAGCUGAUACGACUGUGGGACCAGACUCUUUUUCAAGUUCAGAACUAAUAGAUCAAGUUGACACUAACGAAGAAUUCAAGACUCCAACUAGAAAUUAUGAUACUUUAGAUAUGUCAAAGUAUAAUGUUGGAAGUAAAGAAAUUGGUGUAGUGACACCAACGCUAUCACUAAAUAAGAUUCAACAAUUGAAGAAUCAACUGUCGGAUUUACCCAUUUUCCAACUCCUGCUCCUACUUGCAAUUUGCAAAUCCUCUAUUAUUCUUAAACAAACCAUUUCUAAAACUGAUUCCAAGAAAUACUUUCUUGAAUUGGCUGAAAAAUUAAAACUUGACGCUGUGGAUGCUGAGAACUUUUGUAACUCAGAGUUUGAAAACAGCCUAGAAAACUUUAAACAAAUGAAUUUUAUCUCCAAAAAAGAAAUGGUGUUUAAAACCGACGUGAAGAACUUGGCACGGCUGGUACUGGACUCCUCACCAGCUUUUAUGGAUUUGGACUUUGAUUUGGAUAUCUGUGACCCAAACCUAAUGCUAACUAAGAGGUAUAGUAAUUUAACCAAAUCAUUCAAGUUACAAUUUAAAAAUAAAAGAUCGAGGAAGAAUUUAUGGUGGUGUCAUUAA
Messenger RNA from Theileria parva strain Muguga, 1671 nucleotides. RefSeq names its product Archaeal ATPase family protein (gene Cdc6). Gene Ontology annotation, cellular component: nucleus. Bases 169 to 1671 code for a protein of 500 amino acids. NCBI's taxonomy places the organism in Eukaryota, Apicomplexa, Aconoidasida, Piroplasmida, Theileriidae. The record is from RefSeq and is a predicted model, not a curated record. Gene Ontology annotation, molecular function: ATP hydrolysis activity; DNA replication origin binding. Gene Ontology annotation, biological process: mitotic DNA replication checkpoint signaling. The transcript has 7 exons.